Paramuricea clavata is the source of this 610-nucleotide messenger RNA. The record is from the annotation of a GenBank genome assembly. Lineage: Eukaryota; Metazoa; Cnidaria; Anthozoa; Malacalcyonacea; Plexauridae.
AUGGAUCGAGGAUAUUUAAACGGGGUAAUAUUCCUUGAUUUAAAGAAAGCUUUUGACUGCGUAGACCAUGAAAUUUUGUUAAAAAAGUUAAUUCUUUACGGAUGCAAUGGACUGACAUUAGAUUGGUUUCGAUCUUAUCUUACAAAUUGUACUCAAAUGUGUAAAAUUGCUCAAAGAGUGUCCUCCCCGGUUGUUAUUACUUGUGGAGUUCCUCAGGGGUCUAACUUGCACCCAUUACUUUUUCUUAUUUAUGUACAUGACCUUCCUAACUGUCUAUCUUUCUCGAAUGCAAGUCUGUUUGCCGAUGAUACAAAUUUAACAACUAGCGGUAUAUCUGCCGAAGUUGUUCAAAGUCAAUUGAAUGAGGAUCUAAAAAAAGUUCACGGGUGGUUACUUGCCAAUAAAUUAACUCUAAAUAUCGAAAAAACUGAAUAUAUGUUGAUAGACCCUAGACAACGUUUAAAUGAUAUCCAAACUCCUACAAUUAGAUUAGGCGAUACAGAAGUUAACAGAGUAAGUGAAAUAAAAACCUUGGGGGUUGUGGUAGAUGACCAGCUUCUUUGGAAAAAUCAUGUCGACGCUACAAUUGCCAAGGUUUCAAAAGGAAUCG